This is a messenger RNA of Kockovaella imperatae, 2457 nucleotides long. RefSeq names its product kinase-like domain-containing protein. The transcript has 11 exons. Gene Ontology annotation, cellular component: centrosome; spindle pole; spindle pole body. Gene Ontology annotation, molecular function: ATP binding; protein binding; protein kinase activity. The coding region runs from base 1 to 2457 and encodes 818 amino acids. The record is from RefSeq and is a predicted model, not a curated record. Gene Ontology annotation, biological process: protein phosphorylation; regulation of protein localization to mitotic spindle pole body; mitotic cell cycle. NCBI's taxonomy places the organism in Eukaryota, Fungi, Basidiomycota, Tremellomycetes, Tremellales, Cuniculitremaceae.
AUGGUGAAUGCAGGAUACGCUGCCCCAGGUGUCGCCAGGGCCGCAGCAGUACCACCUCCACCACCCCCCGCGACUGCAGCUGCAGCUGAAAAGGUCAAAGAGGGGAAGUUUGUUCCGCCUUCACCACCGAGAGUCAUCAAAGAUAGGAAUGGUGGAUGGAGAUAUACACGUGUAGGCUUCUUGGGCGAGGGCGGAUUCGCUCGAGUCUACGAAGUCCAAGAUCAGAAUGGAAACCAUAAAGCCAUCAAAGUGGUCGCAAAACAGUCUAUACGAUCAAAGAAAAACAAGACAAAGCUCUGGGCAGAAAUCAAAUUGCACCAAAUGUUAUCGCAUCCUCAUAUAGUGGCGUUUGAAGACUGUUUCGAGGACGAGGAGAACGUUUACAUGGUACUGGAGUUGUGCGAACAUGGAAGCAUGAUGGACCUCUUGAGACGGCGGAAACGAUAUACAGAAGCUGAGACACGAUACUACGUCCUUCAAAUCAUCGCUGCGUGUCAGUACAUGCACUCCACCAAUGUCAUUCAUCGAGAUCUCAAAUUGGGAAACUUGUUCUUGGACGCAGAAAUGAAUAUAAAAGUUGGGGAUUUCGGAUUGGCAGCUUUGAUAGAGAAGCCAGGCGAUAGGAAAAAGACAAUCUGCGGGACGCCAAAUUAUAUCGCCCCUGAGGUUCUGUUUGAUACGGCCAAUGGGCAUUCGUUCGAGGUCGACGUAUGGUCUGUCGGAGUCAUCCUAUACACUCUGCUCAUUGGUAAACCUCCAUUUCAAACAAAAGACGUCAAAGCGAUCUACAAGCGUAUACGAGAGAACCGAUACGACUUCCCUGAGGACAAGGCCAUCUCAGAUUCAGCCAAAGACCUCAUUUCUACCAUCCUCAACCCAAAUCCAGACAAACGACCCACCCUUGAUGCCAUUUUAACCCACCCCUUCUUCCUCUCCGCUCCCUUCCCCGCUCAGAUUCCUCUCACAGCCAACGAUGUUGCGCCUGAAUUCCGACAUGUAUCAAGCACGCAAAGUCGCCGGAACUUCCAGAUGGCACUGCAACGUUCCAAGGUUGGCGUGACCUUGCCAAUUCUUACGGAUGCCACACGUCUAAAGACUGCAUUGGGUCCGUCGAUCCUGCAGCAGGAACGAGACUUCAAAAUGGCGGUCCAACCCAACAGUCCGAUCUCUGCUUUACUCACAUCUGCACGUCAACCCUUGGUUCAAGCACCGACACAAAUCAAAGAGCCAUCCCUAUUGCGCAAGCUCGAAGCCGCUGGCGCACAUGCUACACUCAGUCCAGCUCGACGCGGGCACGCCAGUGUCAAACCUGGGUCCUCGCUAGGUCCAAAUCGUCGUCAUAUGGAUCGUUUGGGCGAAGAGGAGGCAGAGGAGAUCAUGGAGGAAGACGAGGAGGACGAAGGUAUGCCUGGGCCUCAUGAGCGAGAGGGUGUACAUGAUGAUCCCCUUGCGAGAGAAAGAGAGGUGGCCAAUCAAAAGGCUCGGAUCGUCUCUGGUAUGACGCCGCGAAAGGCAACAGCGGCACGGACAACAGAGGCACGAGCAUCACCGAGACGGCCAAUGUUGGCGCCUGCGAAGACCAUGUCUGCUCUGUCACUGGGCCCUCCGAAUGGAUACGACGCGAAGCCGAGUGCACCGCUCGCGAAGCCUGUACAGAAGACUAGCUUGUUCGAUGUGAUUGCUCAGACUCUUGAUACUGCCAUGUCGUCCGAACGUCCGUUCAAGUCACCGCACAUUGAGCCGAAUCCUGAGGCGCCUCGCGUGUUUGUCAUCUCUUGGCUCGACUACUGCACGAAGUAUGGUAUGGGAUUCGCAAUGACGGACGGGACGGUCAGUGUCCACUUCAACGACUCCACCUCUCUUGUCUGGGCACCUGGAAAGAAACACUUUGAUCACGUUGAACCUGCCUCGAACGGGGAGAUCAUCCGACGCAACUAUCCCAUCGAAGAAUACCCUCGGGACCUCAACAACAAGGUCUACUUGCUCAAGCAUUUCGAAGGGUACAUGUUGGAGCGCUUGGUCGGAAACUACGACUAUGUGUACAGUGAUCGAGAGUUGACAAAAGGCAUGGUGUUCGUUACGAGGUACCUGCGGAUGAAGCACGUCAUCUUGUUCCGGCUGUCGAAUGAUGUCUUGCAGUUCAACUUUUACGACCACACCAAAUUGAUUUUAUCCCGCGAGGGAAACGUGGUGUCGAUCAUUGACAAGUCUUACACCCUCCGAACUUGGAGCCUGGAAGCUCUGCUUACUCCACUGGCAGACGAUGUGUCGCCCAGGGAGAGAAAGAGGAUCGAAGGUGUUAUUCAUAAACUCAGCUAUGCCAGGGACGUUUUGCUCAAAAUCCGAUCUCAUAGUACGAGCAAGCCUCGGCCGGAGGGUGGGGUUGGAUCCGCACCUGUCUCAAAGACUGGCUCAUCGCCAGUGAAGGAGAGGGAUCUUAGGCCUAUUAGGGGAUAG